This is a messenger RNA of Monoraphidium neglectum, 672 nucleotides long. RefSeq lists its product as hypothetical. The coding region runs from base 1 to 672 and encodes 223 amino acids. The record is from RefSeq and is a predicted model, not a curated record. NCBI's taxonomy places the organism in Eukaryota, Viridiplantae, Chlorophyta, Chlorophyceae, Sphaeropleales, Selenastraceae. The transcript has 2 exons.
AUGGCCGGUCAGGCCAAGCGGGCUGCAGCAGCAGCUCAGCAAGCGGAGGAGGCCAGGGCAGCGGCGGAGCGGCAGCGGCAGACGCGGGAGCGCGACCGCCGCAAUCGUGAUGAGGAGGACAACGGCAGCGAUGAGAGCAGCGGGGAUGACAGAAGGAGAGUAGCAGGGGCACCGCCGCAGCGGCUGGCCCAGGUGCAUCUGCUGCAGGGCAUGCGCGUCGCUGUGGCCGACAUGAGCGGCAGCCUCAGCGGAUAUGCAGUGCUUGAGGUGCGCAGCGCGGUGCGGCACGCCGGCCGCGACGAUCUCGCAGCCGGCGCCGGCACGCUCGGCGGCGCACGGGUGUCAGACGGCGAGCACUGCUUCGAGGCGGCGCAGCUGCCGGCGGUGGAGCUGCCGACUCCCGGCGCCGGCGCCGGGUUUGCUGAUCCAGCCGAGGACGCGCCGGUGUUACUGGUCCCGGCGCGCCUGCUGCUCCAGGUGCGCCUGGCUGGGCUGGUGGAGCGCGUGCAACGGGCGCAGGGGCCGCGCCGGUCGCUGCGGCGGCGGCAGCAGGUUGAGCAGCAGAAUGCAAGGUGGGAGCUGGAUGCGGCGUGCCAUGAGGAGCUGGUGGGGCAGGCGGCAGAUUUUGAGAUGGAGAUGGCGGUUCCUUUGAACGACAAGAGUUUAGGCUGA